Messenger RNA from Beta vulgaris subsp. vulgaris (sugar beet), 1834 nucleotides. Its product is annotated as protein ABCI12, chloroplastic. The coding region runs from base 398 to 1399 and encodes 333 amino acids. The transcript has 8 exons. The record is from RefSeq and is a predicted model, not a curated record. Gene Ontology annotation, cellular component: chloroplast. Lineage: Eukaryota; Viridiplantae; Streptophyta; Magnoliopsida; Caryophyllales; Amaranthaceae.
GGACGCACCCUACUCCGAACACUACCGCUCUCUGCUCCCAUUCCAGUCCACCACCAGUCCACCACCACCCACUUUCUCUCUAUCUAAAGACUAAAUAUCUGCCCCUCUCCUCCCGUUGGCUCAAAUUGUUUUUGGUUUCUAAUGAAGCAGCUUUAAGGAGAAGCUACGGAUUCAAGUGGAGCAACCAUGAAUGUCAAUGAAGUUGUAAAGAGACGUUUUUUUUAGGAAAAUACAGGGCGGGGAAUAGCAAAACCCCGAGUUAUGAUGGCCCUUUCUCAUCCUACAAUAAUCCUACUUUCUGGGCCUAAAUCAUUUAUUUUCCUACCUUCUUCAACCUUAAAACCAUGGAAGAUGCAUUUGAAAACCCUCAAAAUCCACUGUAGUGCAGCUAGCAGUAAUGGAGAAGUUCAUGAUUGGAGAAAAUGGGUGCCCAAAAAACUCAACUUUGGGCCUGAUAAAGUACUACAGUCCAUUGCUGGGGCAACUUCUAGCCCAAUUUGUCAGUACAUCUCUUCCCCUCCAACUGUCUUGCAUUCUGUUGAUCCUAGAAUUAAACUGGUUGAAGAAUGUUUUUUUUCACCUGAAUAGAGUUUGGCUUCUUGUGUUAGUUUUUUUGCCAGCACGUUCCAAUAUUUACAUGCGCUUUGGGAUUGUUUUUUCUCUAGCUCUUCUGUCCACAUGGAUACUCCCUGCAGAUGUGUGCAAAGAUCAAUUGGGUAGAGUGGCAUUGUUGUCUCUAAUUUUAUUUAUAGUGCUGGGACUGACUGCUGAUGGUGUUCUUCCCAGUGUCUCUAGGAGGACUCCACCACCAUCUUUGUCCGGACUUCCAAGUAUUCCUUCAUCAGUUAAAGGUUAUACAUAUAUGCUUUUUAAGUUUGGACCUUUACAGAUGACAAGGAAAGGACUCUCGGUAGCAAGUACAUCUGCAUGCCUCACAUUCACGAUCUUACAAAGUGCUAGCCUCUGUUUGUCAACAACCCCCCCAGAGCAACUUGCUUCAGGAUUACGGUGGUUCUUGCUCCCUUUUGCACCUAUUGGUGUUCCAGUAGAUGAAAUUGUUCUGACUCUUAUGCUUUCACUAAGGUUCAUAAAUCUUAUUUUUGAUGAGGUCCGAAAUGUAGCUCUUGGAAUUUUAUCUCGUAGAAUUCAUUGGCAGGACUUGACACUCCUGGAGAAAAUUGAUGUCUUCGUAAUGUAUAUCAGACGGAUCUUCAAGAAUAUUUUUAGCCAUGCAGAGCAAAUAUCACAGGCCAUGAUUGUUCGAGGUUUCCGAGGUGAUAGCAAUUGUCACAAGAUACACUUUCAACCCUCGUCCAUUACGAUGGCAAAUGUUAUUUCCUUGUUGGCUCUAUGUGGUGUGAUCGGUGCUACCAGGCUGUCAGGAUCGAUGCUGGUCUAAAAAGCAGCAAAGCCUCCAUUGUUCUGGAAAUGUUUUCAUACAGCCACCCAACACUCACCACUCCAAGUUUGAUCCUAAAUAGCAUGUCACUCAUAUCUUCAACCCCGUAAAUUGCGGCUCUACCUCACGGCUCUGACUCUGGAGUUUUCCAAAUGAUGCUCAAUCUUGUCUGGCAUACACUUGGAAAGACAGUUGACUUGGUUGAGGCCUCGAAGGGGUCAUCCUUAAGACUGCGACAAGCAACCCAAAAAUGGAUAUUUGAGGAUUUCUAAGCCUGCUAGUAUUCUUUUCAGAGUUAUGUUAAUUUGCUGAAGGAAUUAUAGAGUAUAAUCGGUAUAUUUUACCGCAGUUUACUUCUGUACAUCUUCCAUCUAUAUAUUGUAUAAAAGAGUUUGACAAAAGUAAUUCAUGCUAUGGUAUAUCAUUGUUGUCAAA